Molecule: messenger RNA, 351 nt
Organism: Manduca sexta (tobacco hornworm)
Lineage: Eukaryota; Metazoa; Arthropoda; Insecta; Lepidoptera; Sphingidae
Exons: 1
Coding region: 1-351 (116 amino acids)
Source: RefSeq, a predicted model, not a curated record
AUGCUAUCUGAUCACGGCUGUUUUGGUUCAUAUCUGUGUCGGAUUGGGAAGGAAGAGACUGCCGUGUGCCAUCAUUGUGGUAACUGUCGCGAGGAUACGGUUCAGCACACACUUGCAGAAUGUCCAGCCUGGGAUGAAGAACGCAGUGCUCUCUGCUUAGUCGUCGGGGGAGACCUCUCGCUGCCGACUUUGGUUGCCACCAUGGUUGACAGUAGGAGAUCAUGGAAGGCGAUGGUCUCCUUCUGCGAGCGUGUCAUGUCGCAGAAGGAGAGCGCUAAGCGAGAUCGAGAGCGAACGGAUCCCGUCCGCCGCCAAUUAAGCAGAAGGAGGCGCCGAGGUGAUGACAUCUGA